Molecule: messenger RNA, 2856 nt
Organism: Sinocyclocheilus grahami
Lineage: Eukaryota; Metazoa; Chordata; Actinopteri; Cypriniformes; Cyprinidae
Product: patched domain-containing protein 3-like
Exons: 5
Coding region: 1-2856 (951 amino acids)
Cellular component (GO): membrane
Molecular function (GO): protein dimerization activity
Source: RefSeq, a predicted model, not a curated record
AUGAUGAAGUGUAAAACAGACUGCCUCGAAAAGCCUCUGUCUCUGGCCUUUGAAAAGCUCGGUCGUGUUGUUGGUAGACAUCCAUGUGUGUUUGUGUUAUUACCUUUAUAUGUAGCUACUGUCCUCGGAGCCGGUUUUAUCUUUCUUCAGGAGAGGGAGGCAAAUGAUAUUGAAGACCAGUUCACACCUGUCAAUGGACCUGCCAAGCUGGAGAGGGCGAUUGUGCUGGAGAAUUUCCCACAGUCUGAAGAGUUUUCUCAGUUACGGCUUGCGUCUGACGGCACUUAUGCUUCUUUGAUAAUCACAGGCUUGAAUGGCAAAAAUAUAUUAACUGAAGAGGCUUUUAAUGGCAUUUUGGAGUUAGACAGACAAGUGAAAAAUAUAAUGACGGGAAACACUUUUGAAAACCUCUGUGCCAGAACAAAGGGAUACUGUAUGUCAAAUGCAAUUUUAGACAUUAUAAAUUACAAUGCUUCUGAAAUUACUUCUUCAACCAUAACAUAUCCGAUGAAUAAUGGCAUGUUUUUGGGCACAAGUGUCGGCGGUGUGAAGCUAAAGCCAGAUAGCUCAGUACUGACCAGUGCCAAAGCGGUCCGGCUUUUUUAUUUCCUAGAUGAGGAGAGGACAAAGGAAAACUCAGACUGGCUUGAUGGCUUUAUAAAAUUCUUCUCUAACUACACAGACCAGACAAUGGUCAGUGUGUCUUACUUUACAUCAAUAUCGAGACAGAAUGAAUUCGAGACCAAUUCAGACUCUGUGAUCCCCCUCUUCUCCAUUACGUAUUUCCUGGCCAUUACCAUUUCAAUUCUGUCUUGUCUGAGGUUAGAUUGUGUCAGGACGAAGGUGUGGGUGGCUGGGUUUGGCGUCGUCUCCGCUGGUAUGGCCGUGUUGGCCAGCUUUGGACUGCUGCUGUUCUGUGGGAUGCCGUUUGCCAUGACUGUGGCCUCAGCACCCUUUUUGAUUCUCGGUGUUGGUGUUGAUGACAUGUUCAUUAUGAUUUCCUGCUGGCAGAAGACCGAAGUUGAUAAAAAUGUUGAGUUUCGCUUAGCAGAAACGUAUAAGGAGGCCGGUGUGUCCAUCACAAUCACCACGCUGACGGAUGUGCUGGCUUUCUACAUUGGCCUUCUGACGCCCUUCCGCUCGGUGCAGUCCUUCUGCAUGUACACCAGCACCGCUCUUCUCUUCUGCUACAUCUUCAACAUCACCUUCUUUGGCGCGUGUCUCGCACUGAAUGGAAGGCGAGAGAAAGGCAACAGACACUGGCUGACCUGCAUGAAACUCCCAGAAGCCAGUGGUGAUAGUAAAGGUUGUUGCGUUGGUGGUACUUAUGAUAAAAGCACACGUAAGGAAUACGACAUGCCAAUUGAUUCCUUCUUUAAAAACUAUUACGGCCCUUUUCUGACAACUGUGUGGGUUAAGAUGCUCGUGUGUCUGAUCUAUGCUGGGUAUUUGGCAGUCAGUAUCUAUGGAUGCUUCCAAAUACAGGAAGGUCUAGAUUUGAAAAAUCUAGCAGCAGACGGCUCAUAUGUGGGUGAUUACUAUGACGAAGAAGAUGAAUUCUUCUCUGAUUUUGGUCCUAAUGUCAUGUUAGUAAUAAAAAAUGAGCAUUUUCAGUACUGGAACCCAGCUGCCCGAGAAAGUCUUGACUUGUGUUUGGAAAAUUUUCUAAAUCUGACAAUGGCUGAUUCGGGCAUUCCACCUAUUUCUUGGCUUCAUGCAUACAUGCAGAUUGGACAGAAUGCUGGUUUUGAUUUAGACAAUGAAACACAAUUCAAAGGAAAAUUAACUUCAUUUCUUAUUCAGUCUGGUUUUAGCCAAGAUGUUAAUUUCACUAACAAUCAAAUUCAUGCAUCACGUGUGUUCAUUCAAACGGUGAACGUCAGCACGGCAAUCGAUGAGAAAAACAUGCUGAAUGCAUUUAGAGAAACUGCAGACAAAUGUGGGGAGUUGCAGAUGCCCGUUGAUCUGAUCGUGUACCACCCCGCGUUCAUCUAUUUCGACCAAUAUGCCGUCAUCAUCAGUAAUACAGUCCAAAACAUAGUGGUCGCUACAUGUGCCAUGUUAGUCAUUUCGCUCCUGCUGAUCCCGAACCCUCUCUGCUCUGUCUGGGUGACAUUUGCCAUUGCAUCGGUCAUUGUGGGCGUGGCCGGUUUCAUGGCAUUGUGGGAUGUCAGUUUAGACUCUGUGUCUAUGAUUAAUCUUGUUAUCUGUAUCGGGUUUUCUGUGGACUUCUCUGCUCACAUAUCGUACGCUUUUGUGUCAAGUGAAAAAUCCUCUGCGAAUGAGAAAGCCACGGAUGCCAUCCAUAAACUGGGCUAUCCGAUUGUUCAGGGUGCCGUGUCCACUAUAGCAGGUGUGGUGGUGCUCGCAGCUGCUAAAAGCUACAUAUUCAGGACCUUCUUCAAAAUCAUGUUCUUGGUCAUUCUUUUCGGGGCCGUCCAUGGCGUUGUGUUCUUACCUGUGUUCCUGACUUUCCUUGGCGCUUGUAACAUGACGAUAUCUGAGAUGGAAAAUGUCUCCCUCCCUGUGGGCAGUAGCAGUGGAGAUGAUGGCCAGAAGGAACCUCCAGCAAAGACAGCUCAACUUUUCAUGGGCUACCACAAGAAAAAGAAGAAGAAUGUGACCAGCAGUGAUAUGACAGAACUGAAUGCAUAUGUCAAGGCAGCAUCAGAGGAGGAUGGCACUGACUGCAUGAAAUUCUGGAGUAGGCAUAUGAAGGACUUCAAAAAGCUUGACCAUUUGGCCAUGAGGGUCUUGGGAGUAGCUGCAACCAGUGCACCAGUUGAGAGGGUGUUCAGCCAUGGAGGACUUAUCAUGAGGCCCAAUCACAGUAGGCUUACUGCAAGCACCCUGUAA